CGCUCGGCCAUGGUCACCAGCAUGGCCUCGAUCCUGGACGGCGGCGACUACCGACCUGAGCUCUCCAUCCCGCUGCACCACGCCAUGAGCAUGUCCUGCGACUCGUCCCCGCCCGGCAUGGGCAUGAGCAACACCUACACCACGCUGACGCCGCUCCAGCCGCUGCCGCCCAUCUCCACCGUGUCGGACAAGUUCCAUCACCCGCACCCGCACCACCAUCCCCACCACCACCACCACCACCACCACCAGCGCCUGUCGGGCAACGUCAGCGGUAGCUUCACCCUGAUGCGCGACGAACGCGGGCUCCCGGCCAUGAACAACCUCUACAGCCCCUACAAGGAGAUGCCGGGCAUGGGCCAGAGCCUGUCCCCGCUGGCUGCCACGCCGCUGGGCAACGGGCUGGGCGGCCUGCACAACGCGCAGCAGAGCCUGCCCAACUAUGGGCCUCCGGGCCACGACAAGAUGCUCAGCCCCAACUUCGAGGCGCACCACACUGCCAUGCUGACCCGCGGCGAGCAGCACCUGUCCCGUGGCCUGGGCACCCCGCCCGCGGCCAUGAUGUCGCACCUCAACGGCCUGCACCACCCGGGCCACGCUCAAUCCCACGGGCCGGUGCUGGCGCCCAGUCGUGAGCGGCCGCCCUCGUCUUCAUCGGGCUCGCAGGUGGCCACGUCGGGCCAGCUGGAAGAGAUCAACACCAAGGAGGUGGCCCAGCGCAUCACCGCCGAGCUGAAGCGCUACAGCAUCCCGCAGGCCAUCUUCGCGCAGAGGGUGCUGUGCCGCUCUCAGGGGACUCUCUCCGACCUGCUCCGGAACCCCAAACCGUGGAGUAAACUCAAAUCUGGCAGGGAGACCUUCCGCAGGAUGUGGAAGUGGCUACAGGAGCCGGAGUUCCAGCGCAUGUCCGCUUUACGCCUGGCAGCAUGCAAACGCAAAGAGCAAGAACCAAACAAAGACCGGAACAAUUCCCAGAAGAAGUCCCGCCUGGUCUUCACCGACCUCCAACGCCGAACCCUCUUUGCCAUCUUCAAGGAAAACAAGCGCCCGUCCAAAGAAAUGCAGAUCACCAUUUCCCAGCAGCUCGGCCUGGAGCUCACCACCGUCAGCAACUUCUUCAUGAACGCCCGGCGCCGCAGCCUGGAGAAGUGGCAGGAUGACCUGAGCGCAGGCGGCUCCUCCGCCACCUCCAGCACUUGCACCAAAGCGUGAUGGGGCAACUCCCGUCGGGCACAAGCCGCCUCCGAGUGAGGACGCCAGAUCCCAAACGGAAGCGCAGAGGAAACCACAACACCGGCUUCUUAGCUGGGGCCCUUCACUGGUGAUUGGAAAGCACAAUUCUCGUACCCAGAAGCUUCUGUUCUCGCUGUAAUCAUAGGCCAGGUGUUCUUCUUUGGUUGUUGGUUUUCAUGGCGAUGGAGUCCAAGUGCAGGCUGAAAAGUAAUCUCUGAACCAGACACUGUCCUCUGAGCAUGCUAAGCAUUCCAGAAAGCCAAAUGGGGCCUUUUUGUAGGGAGCUGCACCAACCAAACUGAUGUCAACCAAACUCAGGAUUGCUUACCAGGUCAGCAGUCCCAGUCUGAGUCUGGUCCACCUCUUGCCAUCAGAAUUCCCAUAAGUGGCAGUGAAGGCUUGACCAGUGUAUGGAUUCUGAGUCGGUAUAUAGUAAGAGAAGAAUCUAGCAGCAAGAAUGACUUCAUUUGCUUUCCCUGUGCUUAGCACCGUCAUACCCCAACCCACCCAUGCUCACAGCCAUAACCACACACAACUAUCAAAUGAUAAUUCCUGAGCACAAAUUUUUAAAAUGGAAGCUAAAAAUAACACACACACCCCCAUCCUACCCCAAACCCAAGGACCUGUUCUUCCAACUCAGGCAUCUUUUCAUUGAAUGGUUUGCAGAGCUUUUAGGUUGAUCCAGCUUUACGACGUCCUGUUCCUUAACUCCUGGAUAUCUCAUGUGGUCUCGGAUCUGCCAAAAAAAAAAAAAUUAAACAAAACAGCAAAAACCACCAGAUCGGUUCACUUGAGCGUAAUGUAUCAAGCACAAGGAAGACAGACAGAAGCGGCAGCGACGCUGGGGUCCCCACGUCUGCAUCUCCAGGGGGCCGCUGCUGGAUUGCGAAGCCAUACAGGGACUCGUGAGGAAUAUGGCUUCAAGCACAUUUUUGCAGUUUGCUACAAAUCCCGUGUUUGUGCAUCAUGCAGACGCACCACUCAGGAGGCCGGCUCAGCUGCGACGGUACACAGAGCCAGUGCAGCGUUGUGAAAGAUCUAGAUUCUUUUUAGA
Echinops telfairi (small Madagascar hedgehog) is the source of this 2284-nucleotide messenger RNA. RefSeq names its product one cut homeobox 2 (gene ONECUT2). Gene Ontology annotation, molecular function: DNA-binding transcription factor activity, RNA polymerase II-specific; RNA polymerase II cis-regulatory region sequence-specific DNA binding. The record is from RefSeq and is a predicted model, not a curated record. The annotation marks the transcript as partial. Gene Ontology annotation, cellular component: nucleus. Gene Ontology annotation, biological process: regulation of transcription by RNA polymerase II. NCBI's taxonomy places the organism in Eukaryota, Metazoa, Chordata, Mammalia, Afrosoricida, Tenrecidae. The transcript is spliced from 2 exons.